Messenger RNA from Nylanderia fulva, 3886 nucleotides. Its product is annotated as PAR-domain protein 1. The record is from RefSeq and is a predicted model, not a curated record. Lineage: Eukaryota; Metazoa; Arthropoda; Insecta; Hymenoptera; Formicidae. Gene Ontology annotation, cellular component: nucleus. Gene Ontology annotation, molecular function: RNA polymerase II cis-regulatory region sequence-specific DNA binding; DNA-binding transcription factor activity, RNA polymerase II-specific. Gene Ontology annotation, biological process: regulation of transcription by RNA polymerase II.
GCGCUUGCGGACUCCAGUGUCUUUCCGGACGCCACACGUUCGAGACACGCACGCGAGUUUCCCUCUCCCUUUCUCUCUCUCUCUCUCUUUCUCUCUCUCUCUCUCUCUCUCUCUCUCUUCUCCCUCUCUCUCGCUCGCUCUCACUCGACUUCUAGUCCGGACGCCCGGUAUCUCUCUAUCCUCCUCGCCGCGUCUUUCCUCGUGCUGUCUCUCUGCGUUCACCUCCAGGACGACGUCGAAGCACGUCGUGCCCUGCCUCCUCUCGCGGAGCAGGACCAAUAGGAACGCCGCUUCCGGCAACGACGACGCUCCAAUCGGCACACGGCGCCGACGGAUAGACGCUGACGAGCGGCGAUUUUGACAGUCGACACUGUGCUACUCUCCGCGCUCGCGGUUAAUCGGCGCACCGGGACUUGGUAUAUGCUCGAUGUGACUUGAUUCGAGUCCGAGUUCUGGGAUUCGAAAAUCGGAGCAGUGCCCUCCGUCAUCUCGCGGGCUCGCGAAAGUGUUCUCUUCCUCCGUCCAUUGGAAAUAUUGCAUUUUUUUCGGUGAAUUAUAUAUAUAUAUAUUUUUUUUUUUACGGACCUACUGUGAGUGUAAAACGAAGAAGCGAUUUGUCUCGAUGAUUUGAUUCGAGCGAAACGAUAGUCGCAUCCGGAAUUGAAACUCAUCGAACGAGAUUUUACAAAUUACUCUCGCUUUCGAAAUUCGAAAAUAAAUCAUCGCGACGUUCAAACGCGCUCGUUCCGAAACUCGAGUCCACUCGGGAAACGGGCGGACUGCCUCGGUGAACAAUCCAAAAACCCGAGAGAUCGAUCAAAUAAAUUCCUUCACCGAGGAGAGACACGUCGGUCCCGCAUCAUCUCUCUCGCAUUGUGAAUAAUAUAUCUCCGAGGCACAGCGGAGCGUCGUUCUCGCUCCGAUACAAGUGAAAGGAACCUCGCGGAGGACUCGCGCGCGUUUAUCCGCGCUGGACAUUGCGCGGGGAGGAGGGUUGGGGGGGGAGGAAAAAGGGGGUACCGCGAGAGAUAAUUAGAUGCGCGCGUGAGGUAAUCGGAUGAGCUGCGCGAUGGAGUAUCAGCAAUUGGCGCCGCCGCCGGUACCAGCCGGGGUGCUGCACACCCAGGCGCACCAUCCUCCCCAACCUCAGCAUCAGCCGCAGCAACCGGUCCAGCCGCCGCAGCAUCCGCACAUCGUAGUCGCCCCGGCUCAUCAGCAACCCCAGUCCCAGCAACCACCACCGCCACCUCUGCCGCCGACCUCGCACGGCCACCAGGUGCACCCGCCGUUGCCACCCAUCCACGAUGACAGCACCAGUUCCAGGUGGUCCCAGUACCAGCACUUGUGGCGGCAGCAUCAUGUUUACAUGAACGGGAAACAGGGUAAAGAUGGACCAGAGGAAAAGAAGGAUGCGGAUGGCGAACUUUGGGGCAACGUGGAAGCGCAGGCCGCCUUCCUCGGACCUACUCUCUGGGACAAAAGUCUGCCCUACGAUGCCGACCUGAAGGUAUUAAAUCAUUACGUCGAUCUCGAUGAGUUUCUUUCCGAAAACGGCAUCCCCGUCGAUGGUGUGGCUGGUGGUGGACAAGGUGCCAUGCAGGGCAGCCAGCUUCAUAAAAUCAACAAUACCGAGGCCGCAGGACAUCAGGGACCAGCGGGUCUCCACUUGGAACCAGUUACUAAGCGCGAGAGGUCACCAUCGCCGAGCGAAUGUUGCUCGCCGGACACCCUGAACCCACCCUCUCCAGCGGACUCUAAUUCCGAGGACUCGUCACGAAUACAAUAUGGCUUGUCUCUUGUAGCGCUCUCGAUGGCCUCAUCGGGGCGAGACUUCGAUCCACGUACCCGGGCCUUCUCCGACGAGGAGCUCAAACCCCAACCAAUGAUCAAGAAAUCGCGGAAACAGUUCGUUCCGGAUGACUUGAAGGAUGACAAAUACUGGGCGCGUCGUAGGAAGAACAACAUGGCAGCGAAACGAUCGCGAGACGCGCGUCGCAUGAAGGAGAACCAGAUAGCACUCAGGGCCGGCUUCCUCGAGAAAGAGAACAUGGGUCUACGACAGGAGCUGGACCGGUUAAAAAACGAAAACAUGUUGCUGCGCGACAAACUGAGCAAGUACACGGACGUCUAACAUCUCGUCCCCGGUCAUGCAUCAACCCGAGCGAUAUACGAAGAAGAGAGAGAAAGAGAGCCAGAGAAGAAGAGAGAGAGAGAGAGAGAGAGGGAGAAGGAGAGAGAUAGAAAGAGAGAAACAAAUUACGAGGGUGCAUAACACCAGCCGCAGCCCCCUUACAUAUAAUCGCAGCACAUAACAGUCUUCGCGUCUUCACGGAGAAGCCAAGAGGAUGCAGAACACGUUGACGAAUAUCAUCAACUCCCGACCCGACCGCCGCCGUCCUAUGAGAAUCGACAGCACUUCCUGAGAAAUUUCUAAAAGACCUAAUCUGUAUCUUUUUCCCUCUCUUUCUAUUUUCUCGUCUUUCUUUUUCUCUUUUACUUUCGCGAAUAAAAUUCAUAUUAAGUCCUCGCUCCUUGUCCCCGGCUCUAGAGGAAAACUCCUUCUCUUGUAAAUAGUUAUAUGUAUAGUUAGAUUAUACACACACACAUACAUACGUACAACACAACACACAUACGUACGUGCGCGCGUUAUAUAUAUAUAUAUAUAUAUAUAUAUAUAUAUAUAUAUAAAAAGAAGAAAAGAAUUAUAUAUGUAUACGUACACAUACAAAUAUACACACGAGUAUCUGCAUCUAAGGAAGGGGAUCAUAAUAAUGUCACUCUCGUACAUAAAUUUGCGGAUGCAGCGCUCGACGAGACACGUCGAUUUCGCGAUGAAUCUUUUAGAUUUGAGUCGUCUAUUUCGAAAAAAAAAUUGGAUUAUUGCGAGAGUCGGCUAUUAGGCAACAAGAUUCGAGAUUUGUAGUUUUCAUUCGGCGAAUCUCGUCGGCGUUGAGCACUGCCAAAAUAAACAUACGUAAAGAAGCUGUAUCGUUCGAUUAUAUAGUCGACAUGGAGCGGAGGCGAGCGAAGGUUGGGAGAACACGACGCUUUUCUGCGCACGGGUUAAUUAUCCUGGUUCUCCGAGAAUGCGUUAAUUACUGUAGCGUAUCCCACGUGGUGAUGGUACACAAGUGAUUCUAGUUGUUUUAAUCAUAAGAUAGAUGAUAUAUACGUGUUUCGUUUUUUUCAAAGCUUCUCUCUCUCUCUCUCUCUCUCAUUCUCACUCGCUCACUCUCGAUCUACCUAUCUAUCUCUAUUAAUAGCAUGUAGCGAAUCAAUCCGGCCACGCGAGAAGUGCGCGAAAGGCGUCGCGACGCGACUCCAUUCUUUUCUUCUUUCGUAAAAUCGCCCAACGUCGGCGGCUCGGGAUACGAACAAUGAAAUGGUCCCGAAAAAUAUCCCGAGAUAUCCUUCUGCCGCGUAGCGAACAAAUUUUGUACAGGAUGUCCUCUUGUAAAAUAUAUUUUAAGAUACAUCGAGUCAUCCUGACGAUUACGUAGCUGCGUCUUUGACGGGAUUUGUAAUCAACGCGGGAAGCUAUAAAGACAAAUAUGGAAUGAAACGUACCGUGUAUCCGACGAUCGGAACAGCCUCUAAUGAUACAGAUGGGCGCGUGCAUCGUCGAUGUUAAACGUAGGCGUCGUCGUAAGUGAAAAGAAAAAAAAAUGUUACACGACAAACAAAGAAUACGAGUACCAUCAGUGCUCAAACGUAAAAGCUAGUUGCACCGGCUCGCGUGUUGCGCUGGCUCCUUCCUUUCCCGCCUCUCUUCUCUUUUUAAGUUUUUAGAUGUUUAUUUUUCCAUCACCGUGAGAGCGUCGGUGACGGUGAUCGAGAGAGCAAAAGUCGAAAAGAAACCGACCAGAAGACAUGCGCUUUUUUUGUG